Schistosoma curassoni is the source of this 3477-nucleotide messenger RNA. The record is from the annotation of a GenBank genome assembly. Lineage: Eukaryota; Metazoa; Platyhelminthes; Trematoda; Strigeidida; Schistosomatidae.
AAGAUAUAUGGGCUUAACAUAAUGACCGACACUACAGGUCACAUAACUCGGCGUUACAACGUGAUAUUCGACGUGGCUUAGGGCGUAAUAGGAUUCAUAAAUAAAGUUCGAUCGGUUAUACAGUCGAUUAUCGCCGUGUUCACUCUAGUCAAAGACCGACUAUAAUUAAUGUCACGGAGGUGUUAUGAGCAAGCACUUUAUUUUAUCUGGAGUAUCCACAUACGAGUAAAAUGUAUCGCAAACAAGUAAAACCAAUUUCCAAACCACAGCAAAUAAUGAAAUUUUUAUUUAAGUACAAUAAGUUUUAGUCACUAGUACAAAAAUGUCUAGUUGAUACCAUUCUUUAUUACAAUUGCCUUACACAACAAUAACAACAACAAAUGACAUUCGUACUAUCGUUCGAUAUUCACACAGGUGCUGAAAUUCGAUUAUCAAUUGGAAAGUGACAGAUACAACACUAGUUACACAUUGUAGCGGUAAAUAAAUCCCCAAAACUAGUUGAUCUUUUAUUUUCUCCAAUGAGAAUGGAUGUGAACUCUUACAGGAGUAGACUUAUAAACGCAAUACGUCCAGUUCAACCUGUUUUACUAAAUAGUACAGGUAUUUUCGUACAUCACUAUUCAUUGCUACGACCUCGAGACGGUUAUGGAGGACCCUUAGCAGUCCUUCAUCGCAUACCUAAAUAUCGUAUCAUCGAUAAAAACCGAACUUGUGGUGAUGUCAGCAUUGGACUUCUUCAAGUCGCGUAUUUGAAGGCAAACUUCAUUGGCAUUUGACAACCGACCCAAAACAACGUGCUCUGAUAGAAGUUUGAAGUUUCAAGAACACUUGACUGACUAGUGAGAUACUGGAUAAAUGUUUGUCUUAUCACAGGGAGUGAGUUUUUUUGGUAAAUAAGCAACCAAAAUAACUACUGUGAAACCUCAGGACUGAUGUUGGCCUCAUUAAUUUUAAUGAGCACACCUAGACUCAGGGCGCUCGGUCACGUGUCCGCACCGAUCACGGGUAGGUAUGCCGUGCUACGCAUAGUAUGAAACUGCUAGUUAACUUUGACCAAGAGGUUCUCGAUGCAUUGCGAAAUUCACAAACAUAUCUUCGAACCCUCUUGUUUCUGAUUUGACUGGGUUGGUAUACUUUGGUUAUAAAGAUGUUACAUGUAACGGCUUUGUCACACUUCGAAUACUUCUCGCAUUUUAAAAUUUACAUCCUCUUAACUUCGUACAUAUUUUGUCGACAUGUCAUCUUUAGAAUCACAGUAAAUCAACAGCGUUUUAACUACUAUAUUCCAAACAUUUGUUAAUGCAUACAAGCGGCUAAACUGCAGUGGUAUUUAGGUUAUCCUGUACACUUACAGUACCUUGAGCAUACAACCUGUCGAGACAACAGAAAACGAAUCAGAGCCAUGUGAACUGGCGAACUACUGGCUGAAAUGUAAACGACGAGAUAUUGAUAUAUUUGUAGUAUACCGCACUUUAGAAUACUUACUCCUAAGCAAACCUAAAUCCUGGGGAAACAGGGGUAAGGGCCUUAUUGUAGGUGACUCGAAGAGGAAGCUCUGAAGUAAAAUCAUGAACAACAGCAUUUUAGUGUAAAUUAUUAGAAAACAUAAUUCCCUUAGCUUUGUUACAGUACGUUAGUAACCUCACCAGACAUGACCCAUAAAAAUUCUCGUCUCUCUUUCAUGUAGUCCUCACACAUAGUCAGUCAAAUAACCUUUUCACCUACUGCAGAAUCGAUUAUGCGAUUAUCUUAUUGAAGCUCAUAUCUGAGAUGGUCCGUCAGUUGCGCUGGCUCGUCCUAAGAUAUGGAAGGCAAACAUGUAAACGAUCAUAUCUGUAGCCUCGACUGAAAGCUGGAUAAUUGACUCAGGGACAUCGGUAGAACAGGUAUGAACCUAUAUUCGGCAGUUUCUCAAUCAAGUAACCCAACUACUUAUACCUUGGACAUUUCCGAAGAAGACGAUGCACGGCCGUCCCUGGAUAAGCCGGGAUAUUCAACGUUUACUAGGACGAAAUAAGGAAUGUUGGAACAAAGACAUCAAACUUAGCACAGCUUGUACGGUGGAAUGCUAAAAGUUGGGCCGAGCCAAGCGUAUAAAUACAAGCGGGGCAGCUCAGCGAUGAUUGUUAUUAUUCAUAAACAGCUUAUAGCUAUAUAAGUGGCGUGAAGAAACCAUUCAGAAAUGCAAUAAUACAUAAGUUCCAAUAAUGUUAGCAUAAUAUUUGCCCUAUCUAAAAAACCGUCUCCGUGUAGUUGAGAAGAAAAUCAAAUUGAAUUUUUUUGGAACCAUUUGGGAGGGUGUUAUUUCUACUCGCUGGGUAGAUUCUGUUUUCAUCUUUUUAUUACGUUUCAAGACUACUGUUUACACUUUAACUGGAUUUAUUUCGGUUAAAGCAUCCGGCUAGAGUAUCGUUUUUGUUUCUAAAGCAGUUUAUCGUCGGUACUUUUGAGUACAUUAUUCUCUAUUUUAUUUGUUAGUACUUCUAGUUCUAACAAUUUACAGUUUUCCACUUUCUCGGUCAUAGAUUGUUCUGUAUCUGGGCACUUUUGUAUCUACUUUCUUUUCAAAAAUCUCUGUUCGAUGACUGGGCAGUGCAAGUAAAGCAAUUGCCGAUAUCCCGUUUAAAGCUGCAUUCAAUGCGAUUGGUGCAAAGACUAGUACCACGAAGUUUACAUGAAUUUGACGCCUGCGGCUUUCAAGCGGUUUGGUACAAACGGUUGCGUAUGGCUUUGCCAGCAGUGCUGUUGGGACGCAAACAACUUGUUAACCGAGGCCAUUUCAAUUGUAAACGCUGCAAAAAUGUGUUUUAGCAAGAGAAGUCGCGAUAUAUCGAGCAGCACUCGCUCUGUCGACACGCAAAUUGGUGUGAAGCCACCUCAACUGAGCUCGCAAACAGCUGACUCGCAUCGAUCAAAGGAGGAAAGACCGUCUUCAAUGAGGUCUGUCUAAAUUAAAAACGCGAGAAAAGAAGUUUCCUCUGUCCUACGACCUCAAAAUGAGAUCCAGCAGGAGGUCCCUAAGAAUCGCAGUUGCAGGGCUCGAACAGUUUCUAGCAGGAAACACAGGCUGACUCCCCAAGUCGUUGACGACCAUUCGGAAUCCCACAUUAUGUUUGACGCCACUGUAGUUGCUACUCCAACCAAGGUUGACAUAUGGGUACAGGUUGGAAGCAUGAGACGACAUGACGAUGUAAAAAGGAAUCCUACCCCCAUGAAAGUAGUCGAGAAAUCGAAGGCUGAUCACAGUGACAGGUCAGUUUUUUCAUGGGAUCAGGGUGAGUGAAAGCUCUGAACUGAAACCUCGUUUUGAGCAUGACAUUGUUCUGAUAAAACAGGUACUUAAUCAAUUUGUGCCUCAAAAUAUCUCCGGAGUCACCUAGCUAAUUGUGUACAGACUAGGUAGUCAAGAGAAUUUGAAGCCUAAUCAAUCCAGACUGCUUAAAGUAGUAUUCAAAUCUUCGAAUGAACGCGCCUUUA